AUGAAGCAGAUCUGGGAGGAGGGCUUCAAGGCGUAUGUGAGACAGUGGUGGAACUGGCUGGACUUCAUCAUGCUCACUCUCUUCCUCACCACGGUCGGUUUACGACUGGUCGGUCUGGUGUUGCGGAAGACGGAAAAGUAUGGCUUUGAGCUGACGGGUCGGCAGAACUGGCCGCCCGAUGACCCCACCCUGCUCAGCGAGGCUUUUUUUGCGAUUGCGCACAUCUUCAGCUUCGCUCGUAUAAUCUUCCUUUUUCAGGUAAGUCAGGUGGACAGCCCAGCUGAGUGA
This is a messenger RNA of Dibothriocephalus latus, 288 nucleotides long. Lineage: Eukaryota; Metazoa; Platyhelminthes; Cestoda; Diphyllobothriidea; Diphyllobothriidae. The record is from the annotation of a GenBank genome assembly.